Molecule: messenger RNA, 327 nt
Organism: Lachancea thermotolerans CBS 6340
Lineage: Eukaryota; Fungi; Ascomycota; Saccharomycetes; Saccharomycetales; Saccharomycetaceae
Gene: RTC3
Product: Rtc3p
Exons: 1
Coding region: 1-327 (108 amino acids)
Source: RefSeq, a predicted model, not a curated record
AUGGCUGCCACAAAAUACUUCUACAAGGGCGAGGAAACCGAUCUAGUUAUCUUCGUUGAGUCUCAAGAGCUCGCUGACCAAUACCUGAAGGACCCUACCAUCGGCAAGCUUACAGAAGCGGUCGGUGUUUUCAAAAUCUUCACCAACCAGCAAGGAGAAGGUGCCGAGGGUGAGCUCGGUGAGGCAUCCAAGGCCCAGAUCGAAAACGAGUUCGGCAAGGGCAUCAAGAUUGAGGAGGCCAUUGCCCGCAUUCUGCAAGAGGGCUCUCCUAACGCCAGGGGCGAUGUCAACAAGGAUAAGUUCCAAUCCAGAAACGACUCCAAAUAA